Molecule: messenger RNA, 402 nt
Organism: Quercus robur (English oak)
Lineage: Eukaryota; Viridiplantae; Streptophyta; Magnoliopsida; Fagales; Fagaceae
Exons: 1
Coding region: 1-402 (133 amino acids)
Source: RefSeq, a predicted model, not a curated record
AUGAACCGUAGAAUCAGAGCAUCUACCAAACCCUUCUCCUCUUCCUCUCCAACCAGAUCUGAGCCUUUCCACUUCCACAACUACCUUAAACCAGGUGCCCUAGCCCAAAUCCGUGACUCCCGAAUCAUCGCCCACCGACUCAACUCACUCUACCUCCUCUCCUCCUCCAUCUCUCUCCACCGCACGUCAUCUCCACCGUCCUCCAACGCUACCGCUCAACAAACUCCGGUCAACGCCUUCACUGACGAUAUCCCCUGCUUCUCCGGCAGGAUCUACGGCCCGCGCUGUCCCCAGAGGAAGAAGCUCGUGGCGGCCAAGUCUGUGCUUUUCCUCAACCCGAUCCCUAACUCGGUCCAAGACUCGCCCGAUUCGCUCAGUAAUGACAUUCUCCUCGCUCAUUGA